AUGAGCCAACUUUGCCUAUGGGUGACAUGCCAACCUGUUCAUGCUGCCAGUAUCAGAGGAGUCCUCACUGGUGCCUUCUUCAUUCUGGGCUGCUGGGGGCUCCCUGAUUUCCAGAAGAGUUUUCUUCAAGGUCUGGAACCCAAGGAGGUAUCCUCUUACUUUGGUCACCACGCUGCUGCACUCACAGGCCAUCCUUCCUCUCACCUUCAGAGACUGAGAUGGAGAAGGACUUUGGGGGACAUUCUGCACCUGGAACUGCUGGUAGCUGUGGGUCCCGACGUCUACCAGGUUCACCAGGAGGACACAGAGCGCUACGCGCUCACCAACCUCAAUAUCGGGUCAGAACUGCUGAGGGACCCAUCCCUGGGGGUUCAGUUCCAGGUGCACCUGGUGAAGCUUGUCAUUCUCUCUGACUCAGAGAGUACUCCAAAUAUCACGACCAACAUCACCUCAUCCCUGAUGAGUGUCUGUGAGUGGAGCCAGACAGUCAACCCCCACGAUGACAGAGAUCCAAGUCAUGCUGACCUGAUUCUCUAUAUAACCAGGUUUGAUCUGGAGUUGCCUGAUGGAAACAAGCAGGUUCGGGGGGUCACCCAGCUUGGAGGUGCCUGCUCCCCUUCCUGGAGCUGCCUCAUCACUGAGGACACUGGCUUCGACCUAGGGGUCACCAUUGCUCAUGAGAUUGGGCACAGCUUUGGCCUGGACCAUGAUGGUACUCCAGGUAGCGGCAGCACCUGUGAGACCAGUGGCCAUGUGAUGGCAUCUGAUGGUGCAGUAUCUACUGGAGGGGCCCUGGAGUGGUCCACCUGCAGCCAAAGGCAGCUGCAGCAUCUGCUCAGCACAGGGCAAAUGCACUGCUUCCGGGACCCGCCUGGGCUACAAGCAGGACUUUCAUGGCCCCAGCUGGUGGUGCAGCCCGGCCUCUACUACAGUGCAGAUGAUCAGUGCCGUGUGGCUUUUGGCUCUGGGGCUGUUGCCUGCACCUUCUCCAGGGAGGGUCUGGAUGUAUGCCAGGCUCUAUCCUGCCACACAGACCCCCGGGACCAAAGCAGCUGCAGCCGCCUCCUUGUUCCUCUCCUGGAUGGGACAGAAUGUGGUGUGGAGAAGUGGUGCUCCAAGGGUCGCUGCCGCUCUCUAGCCGAGCUAACCCCUGUGGCAGCAGUACAUGGACAUUGGUCUAGCUGGGGCCCCCCCAGUCCUUGCUCUCGAUCCUGUGGAGGAGGUGUGGUUACCAGGAGACGGUGGUGUAACAAUCCCAGGCCUGCCUUUGGGGGACGUACAUGUGUGGGUGAGGACCUCCAGGCUAAGAUGUGCAACACACAGGCUUGUGAGAAGACUCAGUUGGAGUUCAUGUCCGAACAGUGUUCCCAGACUGACAGCCAGCCAUUACACCUUUCCCAAGGCAGUGCCUCCUUCUACCAUUGGGACGCCGCUGUGCAGUAUAGUCAAGGGGACACUCUGUGCAGACACAUGUGCUGGGCUGUCGGAGAGAGCUUCAUUGUGAGCCGAGGAGACAGUUUCCUAGAUGGGACCCGUUGUGUGCCAAGUGGUCCUCGGGAGGAUGGGACCCUGAGCUUGUGUGUGUUGGGCAGCUGCAGGACCUUUGGCUGUGAUGGCAAGAUGGACUCCCAGAAGGUUUGGGAUGCGUGCCAGGUGUGCGGAGGAGACAACAGCACUUGCAGUAAACAGAAUGGCUCUUUCACAGCUGGGAGAGCCAGAGAAUAUGUCACAUUCCUGACAGUUACUCCCAACAUGACCAGCGUGCACAUCGUGAACCGCAGGCCUCUCUUCACACACUUGGCGGUGAGGAUCCAGGGGCACUACAUUGUGGCAGGGAAGACCAGCAUCUCACCUAGCAUCAUAUACCCUUCCCUUCUGGAGGACUGCCGUGUGGAGUACAGAGUGACUCUCACUGAGGACCGGCUGCCCCACUUAGAAGAGAUUCACAUCCGGGGACCUGUCCGGGACGACAUGGAGAUCCAGGUGUACAGACGAUAUAGGGAGGAAUAUGGGGAUCUUACACACCCAGACAUCACCUUUACCUACUUUCAACUGAAGCAGGAAGCCGUUUGGGUAUGGACUGCUAUACGUGGACCCUGCUCAGUGAGCUGUGGGGCAGGGCUGCGCUGGGUGACCUACAGCUGCCAAGAUCAAGCUCAAAAGGGGGUGAAUAAUGCCCUGUGCCAAGGGAGCCCACAGCCACCUGCAUGGCAAGAGCCCUGUGUCCCUGCCCCCUGCCCUCCGUACUGGACAGCUGGAGACUUCAGCCCAUGUAGCGUGUCCUGUGGUGGGGGUCUUCGGGAGCGGUUGGUGCGCUGUGUGCAGGUCCAAGAUGGUUUCUUAAGGACUCUGCCACCAGCCCGGUGCAAAGCGGUAGCCCAGCAGCCAGCAGCAGAAGUGGAAAAUUGCAACUCCCAGCCCUGUCCCACCAGACCGGAGGUGUCACACCCUGGCCCUUGCGUGUCCACCUGUGAAGACCGGGCCUCAGGGAAUGUGACAUGUGUGCCCAGAGUGAGUGACCUGGAGAACCCAGCAACUGCAGGUCCCUGCCUCACACAUGAGAUGCCGCCGACGCUGGAGCCCUGUUUCAGGACCACAUGUUCUCCAGGCUGGGGUCAGCUGGACACCACGGCUCUGGGAGAGGAGGCUCCAACCCCUGCGGGCAGCGACAAGCCAGGGCCUCAGGCUGCACAUGUGUGGACUCCUCUGGUGGGACUGUGCGCCACCUCCUGUGGACGAGGUUUGAUGGAGUUGCGUUUUCUGUGCAUGGAUUCUGUCCUCAAGGUGCCUGUCCAGGAGGAGCUGUGUGACUUGGCCAGCAAGCCCUCGAGCCGGUGGGAGGUCUGCUGGGCUGGCCCAUGUCCUGCUCGGUGGGAGACUCAAGUCUUGGCACCAUGCCCUGUGUCCUGUGGAGGGGGACGAGUACCACUAGCUGUUCAUUGUAUGCAGCUGGACCAUGGCCGACCUGUGUUUCUACCUCACUCCAAGUGCUGGCCAGUGCCUAGGCCAUUCCCCUUCAAGGACUGCAACCCUGAGCCCUGUCCUGCUAGAUGGAAAAUCCUGUCCCUUGGCCCAUGCUCAGCCAGCUGUGGCCUUGGCAUUGCCACACGAACAGUGGCCUGCAUGCAGCUUGACCAAGGCCAUGACAGUGAAGUGGAUGAAACUUUCUGUAAGGCUCUGGUGCGGCCCCAGAGCAGGGUCCCCUGCCUCAUUGCUGACUGUGCCUACCGGUGGCACAUCAGCACCUGGACAGAGUGCUCUGUCUCCUGUGGAGAUGGCAUCCAGCGUCGGCAUGACACCUGCCUGGGACCCCAGGCCCAAGUGCCUGUGCCAGCCAGCUUCUGCCAGCACCUACCCAAGCCUGUGACAGUGAGGGGCUGCUGGGCUGGACCCUGUGCAGGGCAGGAGACCCCCAGCUCACUGGCCCACGAGGAAGCUACUCUUCCCAGCCAGACCCAGGCUGCUGUCACUCUUGCUUCUCUGGAGUGGUCCCAGCCCCACGGCCAAGCCCGCACCCUCUUCCCAGCCUCCCAGUCUCCGGGGCUCCAGGAAAACCUGGAAGAGUCUGGUGCUUGUGGAAGGCAGUACCUGGAGCCCACAGGAACAAUUGACAUGCGAGGUCAAGGGCAGGUAGACUGCGUGGUGGCCAUUGGGCGGCCUCUAGGUGAAGUGGUGACCCUCCAAAUCCUCGAGAGCACCCUCAAGUGUAGUGCAGGGGAGCUGUUGCUGCUUUGGGGUAGGUUCACAUGGAGGAAGACAUGCUGGAAGAUGUCUGGCAUGACUUUCAGCACCCAAACCAACACGUUGGUGGUGCGGCAGCACCGCGUGCUGCCAGGAGGAGGAGUCCUGCUACGGUACCGGAGCCAACCUGCCCCAGGGACCUUCUACAGAGAAUGUGACAGACAGCUCUUCGGACCUCGGGGUGAAAUUGUGAGUCCCCCAGGGAACCCAGAUGGGAGGAAUGCAAAGAGCUGCCGGGUCUUCAUCAGUGUGGCCCCACAGGCCCGCAUUGCCAUCCGUGCCCUGGCCAGUGACAUGGCCACUGCCUCCAAGAGGACCAACGCCAACUAUGUCUCGAUCAGGGAUAUCCACAGUCUGAGGACCACAACGUUUUGGGGGCAGCAGGCACUCUACUGGGAGUCGGAAGGCAGCGAGGCUGAAUUGGAGUUUAGCCCUGGUUUCCUGGAGGCGCAUGCCAGCCUCCAGGGUCAGUACUGGACCAUCCCACUGAGAACACCAGAACAGGACAACAGUCUGGCUCUGUCUUAG
This is a messenger RNA of Peromyscus californicus insignis, 4269 nucleotides long. It is a transcript of the gene Adamts13, whose product is annotated as ADAM metallopeptidase with thrombospondin type 1 motif 13. Bases 1 to 4269 code for a protein of 1422 amino acids. NCBI's taxonomy places the organism in Eukaryota, Metazoa, Chordata, Mammalia, Rodentia, Cricetidae. Gene Ontology annotation, biological process: proteolysis; extracellular matrix organization. The transcript is spliced from 29 exons. The record is from RefSeq and is a predicted model, not a curated record. Gene Ontology annotation, molecular function: metalloendopeptidase activity. Gene Ontology annotation, cellular component: extracellular matrix.